AUGGCAGCAACUAAGGUACGGCUUGUUUCCCUUCUAGCUCUCGCCGCCCUUACGGCCACCUCCCAAGCCGGCAAAAUUGCCAUUUACUGGGGCCAAAACGGCAACGAAGGUAGCCUGGCCGACACCUGCGGUUCUGGUGACUACGCCUUCGUUAUUCUGGCCUUCCUCUGCUCUUUCGGCAAUGGGCAGAAACCUCAGCUGAAUCUCGCCGGCCACUGCGAUCCCUACUCGAAUGGCUGCACUGGACUUAGCAGCGAUAUCAAGUCGUGCCAGAAGCAAGGAAUCAAGGUUCUGCUAUCCAUUGGUGGCGGUGCUGGCUCUUAUAUCCUCACCUCGAAGGAUGACGCUCGACAGGUCUCUACCUACAUCUGGAACAACUACCUCGGCGGCCAAUCUUCCUCCAGGCCGCUCGGCGACGCAGUGCUCGAUGGCGUCGACUUCGACAUAGAAGGCGGAAGCCCCGACCACUAUGACGACUUGGCCAAAUACCUCUCCGCUUAUAGCAAUCAGGGAAAGAAAGUAUACCUCUCGGCGGCGCCACAGUGCCCUUACCCCGACGCUUGGGUUGGCAAAGCUCUUGACACCGGGCUCUUCGACUACAUCUGGGUUCAGUUCUACAAUAACCCGCCGUGCCAAUACUCGGGAGGGAAGCCCACGAAUCUUGAGGAUGCUUGGAAUCAGUGGACUGAUGGAAUUAAGGCUACUGAGUUCUUUCUUGGCUUGCCAGCAGCGCCUGAUGCGGCUGGUAGCGGUUUCAUACCGACUGGUGACUUGACUUCUGUGGUGCUUCCAGCGAUUAAGGGGUCUAGCAAAUAUGGAGGGGUGAUGCUUUGGUCUAGAUAUUAUGAUAAUGAAACUGGGUACAGCAAGACUAUACUAUCGUCUGUUUGA
Dendrobium catenatum is the source of this 891-nucleotide messenger RNA. Its product is annotated as acidic endochitinase-like. Lineage: Eukaryota; Viridiplantae; Streptophyta; Magnoliopsida; Asparagales; Orchidaceae. The record is from RefSeq and is a predicted model, not a curated record. The transcript has 2 exons. The coding region runs from base 1 to 891 and encodes 296 amino acids. Gene Ontology annotation, cellular component: extracellular region. Gene Ontology annotation, biological process: carbohydrate metabolic process. Gene Ontology annotation, molecular function: chitinase activity.